This is a messenger RNA of Macrosiphum euphorbiae (potato aphid), 2568 nucleotides long. NCBI's taxonomy places the organism in Eukaryota, Metazoa, Arthropoda, Insecta, Hemiptera, Aphididae. The record is from the annotation of a GenBank genome assembly.
AUGUAUUGGAAAAAUAAUCCAGCAUCUAAUUGGGACUCAAUUUUUGACAGAGAGAAUUUGUGCCUCAACGAUCUCAUGAGAGAACAAAAUCUCUUGGAAGAGCUCAAGGGUCAGAACAAAAAACUCAUAGACUUCUUAACAAAGCCUGAUAUUGCAUUGGAACUGGUGCGUCUAGUUACACAAGAACCUCAAGAAAAUGAAAACCCAGAAAAUCGCUUUGUUUUACCAAACUUAGCUUGUGAAAUAUUAACUAGCGAUAUUCAACCUAUGUAUAAUGUUCUUUCUCAUGAAGAAGAAAUUUGGAAAUGUUUUUUUAGUUUUCUAGAAGAUAAUGAACCUCCACUUAAUUCAUUAAUGGCAUCAUAUUUUAGCCGAACUUUAUGUAGCCUUAUAUUAAAAACCGGAAGUCAAGAUUGGUAUACAUAUCAGUUUAACUGUCUCAAGGCACUUGAGAAAGUUUCAGAUAAAGGAAAUUUUAUAGAUUUGUUACUAAAACAUCUCGAUACAUCUGCCAUAAUGGAUCUCAUUAUAAAAAUAUCAACACUUUUAGAAGGACCUCCUUUAAGAAGUAACAUAUUCACAUUAUUUGAAAAAGAACAACUAAUUUUCAAGUUAGUAGAUACGUUGGAUUCAAAAAAUCUUCCUGUUAGACAAUUGAAUGCAGCAGAAAUAAUUUGUGCUAUUGAAGUUGCAUCUGAAUUACAUCCUCUUGAACAAAAUCCACUAGUUAUUUCAAUUGAAUCACCAGAGACUAUAAAUACAGUGUUAGUGAAAAUGUUUGGCCAAAAUGAGAAGACUGAAAGCACAUUAUUGGGCGGCAUUUCGAUCCUGCAAACUUUGUUAAUGGCAACUAAAUUCAAAGGUGAAGAUUCUAAUGAAGUAUAUAACAAAAAGCAAUCAUUGGCCGAGAUUUUGUAUAUUACAAUUUUACCAUUUUUAGAACAUAUUCACAAUGUUUUGUUAAUUCCUCCUAAGAUCGAAAGUUUAGAAUGUAUGGGAAAUGUAAUUGAAAAACCUUUUGGUAAUGUACGUUUGCAAAUUGUGAGGUUGAUAAGUUCAUUACUAAGCAUGCAUAAUCAACAAAUAAAUGAACGAUUUGCUCAACUUAAUACAAUAAAAGUUCUUCUAGAUUGUUUCUUUUGUUAUGAUUUAAAUAAUUUUCUGCAUACUCAAGUAGUUCAAUGCUUUCAUGAAGUUAUGUGUUGUAACCAUUCAAUUGCCGAAAACAGUACAUUUAUAGCUCAUGUUAUCAAAGAUUGUCAAUUAAUUGAAUCUAUUCUUGAUAAUGAGAAAAGUAUUCAACCGGGAAAGAAAAGAAAAGGAUACAUUGGUCACUUAGCAACAAUUGCUAAAAGCUUACAUAACACUGAAGCUUUUUACUCUGAUCAUUUCCGUGGAAUAAUUGUAAAUACAUUAGAUAGUGAUAUUGUUAGUCGGUGGGAUUCUUUUACAUCUACUACAUUAGAAGAUAAUGAAGAAAGAAUUUCUACUUGUUUGGGAGGGAUUCAUCCUCGAGAAGAAAAAGCACUAGAUGAUAGAAAAGAAAUGGAAGAAGAUGAAGCUAUUUAUGGGCGACCUGAAACAGAAUUUAAUAUUAAUGACAAUCAGCUUGGGGUAUCUAGAGUUGAUAUAAACUUUGAUGAAGACGACGACGAUGAUGAUGAUGAUGAUAAGGAUUCAAUGGAAAUACAAGCUGAAAUGUUUAAUCGUAUGUGUUCAGUAAGAUCAUCAGAAAUGAUCAUUGAUGAUGAACCCGAAUGUAUAGAUACAAAUGACGAUCAACCGGGUGCUUUAGGCUUAUUUAAUAAUCAACUUUGGAAGGAUUCUGAUUCAGAUUCGUCUAAAAAGGAUUAUGGUGUUAACAUUUUUAACAGCUCUUAUGACAAAUCAGAAAAUGUAGUGUCUAAAGAUUGUAAUUUGUAUUGGUCCCAAGAAACCUCUGAUUGGGAAACCUUUAGGUCUCAAUUAAAAGCAAAACCAUCAAGUGAGAUGAAAAUUGAUAAUAAUUCUAUUAAUAUUUCAGGUGCUUUUUCUUCAAGCCCUUGGGGAGAAAAUGUUACAGAACCUACACCUAAAUUAGAAACUGGUUGGGCAAAUUUUGAUUCAAGUUUUGGUGAGCCUUUGGUGGCUAAUGGUGAUCCAGUAAUUGAUCAUGAAUUGUUUCAAGAUAUUACUCCACCACUUGUGUUGCCUGAAAAUGCUACAAUGUCAAUAGACAAUUUGAUACACUCACAUUUGGAAGAUCAAGAGACUAAUGGUGAUCCAGUAAUUGAUCAUGAAUUGUUUCAAGAUAUCACUCCACCACUUGUGUUGCCUGAAAAUGCAACAAUGUCAAUAGACAAUUUGAUACACUCACAUUUGGAAGAUCAAGAGAUGACUGAUCAAACAAAUGAUGAUUUACUUGCAUCAAAUACAUCUUUAUCUGAUCAAUUACCCAAUGAUGUACCAUUGGCGGGUAGUUCUCCAAAAUCGAGUGUAAAGGAUUUGCCUAUUGUUCCAAUUAUAUCAACCACUUCAGAUACUUCUUUAGUUGAAAAUUCACAUGAUGUGAAUUCUGUAGAUAGGUAA